Setaria italica (foxtail millet) is the source of this 4171-nucleotide messenger RNA. RefSeq lists its product as uncharacterized. NCBI's taxonomy places the organism in Eukaryota, Viridiplantae, Streptophyta, Magnoliopsida, Poales, Poaceae. The record is from RefSeq and is a predicted model, not a curated record. The transcript has 16 exons. The coding region runs from base 249 to 3878 and encodes 1209 amino acids.
CCUCCCGUCUCCCCCUUCCUCCUCUCCACCCCUCUUCGAUCGGACCAAGCCUGCGACGACGUCAGCAACCCCGCCGACUACCUCGGCCUCCUCCCCCUCCCCUUCCCCCUCCUCCCGCCGCCGCCCCCUCUCGCCGCCGAGCAAUUCCGCCCCCCAAUCGCCCGCGCCGCAGCAUUCGAUGCGCCGCGCCGCGCGCAAUUAGCCUACGAGGAGGAGCCCAGCUAGCCCUAAUCCUCCUCCCCCUCCCCAUGGCGGGGAGCUUCCGCGAGGGCGCGGGGCCGGGGGACGCGCACGCCCCCCCGCCCACGCCCACCCCGCCGCUCUCUCAGUACAUCUCCCUCGACUCGCCCGCCUGGGGGCCCGACCCCAAGCAGCAGCAGCAGCAGCACUGGCGCCACCCCGAGCUCAGGCGGGCGCUCGCCGCCGACGACCAGGCAGACGAGCUCAGGCGGAUCCGCGCCAGCGUCCAGGACUCCACGGGCAAGGCCAAGGAGAAGGUCAGGUCGCUGCACGAUGCCAUCCAGAAGCUCGACAAGUACAAGAACAUUGUCACCCGCAAGCGCCAGAGGACCGCCGACGCGGGCCCCGACAAGCUCGGCUCCUCAUCCGGUGCGCUCAGGAUGGGGGCGCAGAACAGCUCUGCCGUCAUGAGCAAGCGCGUGCGCUCCUCCCUCGCCGAUGGCCGGGUGGAAGGACGUACUAGUGUUCCUACAAGGCAAGGCCCUUUGGUUAGUAAUGAGAAAAAUUCACCUGUGGAGAAGGAAAAGAGCUGUACAAGAAUGUCUGCUACAGUCUCAGUGCUUUCUGAAGACAAAUUGCGAGGUUUAUCUACUGGUGGUGAAGGAUGGGAAAAAAAGAUGAAGCGCAAGCGCUCUGUUGGAACGAUGCUCGGCAGAGGCAGUGAUGCUGAUCGAGAUGUCAAAUCUGUUGGUCAACAUAGACCAGCCAACGAAGUACGUCCACGAUCCAGUGAUGGCCUUGCAUACAGACAUGGAGCUUCCGCUGGAGCAUUAGCAGGUAACAAGUUGGAUGGCACUUCUCAGCAGAACAAUAUUGUAUCCCGUAUUCAAUCCAAGACAGAUGUGGAUUAUGCCACUCAGCCAAAUGAAAGAAGAGAACGUCAUACUGGAGUCGAUAAAGAAAGGACUACGGUAAAAGGAAACAAGUCAAAUACUUCUGAGGAUAUGCAGAAUGGAAGCUUAAGCCCCUUGCCCAAGGCUAAAGCAUGCAGGGCACCAAGAACCAGUUCGCUUGUUAUGAAUUCGUCUUCUAAUUUCCAACGUUCAACUGGAGGAAAUGAUGAAUGGGAAGAAGCAGCCCCUUACACAAAUAAAGCCUCACCUUUGGGAGGCAUGACAAAUCGCAAACGUUCCACACAUUCGAAUGCUUCUUCACCUCCUAUUGCUUGGGUUGGGCAACGUCCACAGAAAAUGUCACGGACAAGAAGAGCAAAUGUUGUUUCUCCAGUAUCAAAUUUUGAUGAAGUGUUAUCUGAAGGAUCACCACUUGAUACUGCUGCUAGAUCAACACCUAUAGAGUCUGGCAGUGUACUGACAAAGAACACACCAACAACCAAAAUGGAUAGCAUCUCAUCUCCUGCUGGGUUGUCAGAAAGUGAGGGAUCGGUUGCAACCGAAAGCAAGUCCAAGGAGAAAGCUAUGCAUAGUGGUGAAGUGGGGAAUGAGGGUGCAAAUGCAGCCCAUAACGCAAUGGGACUGAUAUUUUCAUCAAAUAAAAAUAGGAUUCCUUUGAAAGAAGAGCUUGAGGAUGGUGGUGUUCGCCGUCAAGGGAGGAGUGGAAGAGGUACUAUGCAUGUUAAGGGGUGCUCUUCCAUACCAAAAGAAAAACUGGACACUGCAGAAACAAGAAAACCAAUAAAAGGUGGAAGGCCUGGAUCUGAAAAGAACGAGAGUAAGUUGGGGCGGCCCCCAAUGAAGAAAGGCUCUGACCGCAAAGCUUCAUCUUGGCAUUCACAGGCUCUAAAUUGUGAACCUACAGAUAUAACAGGUGAACCAGAAGAUGACCAAGAGGAACUUUUAGCUGCUGUUAAUGCUGCUCGCAGCGCUAUUGUUGGUGCAUAUUCUGGCCCUUUUUGGAAGAAAAUGGAACCCAUGCUAACUUUCAUAAGCUCUGAAAAUUUAUCUUUCUUGAAAAACCAGAUCAACCUUGUUGAAGAGCUUGAGAUGAGCAUGUCAUGCAUGUCUGAUGGUGAACAUGAUAUAAUAGCAUUAAGUGAUUACAGAAGAAUGCAAAAGAUGGAGGAGCAUUCAUCUCAGGUGCUGGCUCCAUCCAAUUUUUCUCCCCCAUCCCAGCAAAGCAAAACCAAUGGAGUUGGAGCGAAAGGAUCUAUCGGCUGUUUUUCUCCUGGUGAUGAAAACCACACUGUACCACAAAAGCUGGAGGCUGACAAAUGGUUUAAUGAAAUGGCUCCAAUGGCACACAGACUCCUUUCAGCUUUAAUUAUAGAAGAUGACUUACCUGAUUCCAAUGGUGUGCAAAGAGAUAUACUUGUUGAGUUUCCAAAUAGCCACAAUCCUUACACUAUUAACAGAUACUUAGAAAAUGAACUUCAAGCUAGUGCCAUAACAUCUAAUUUCGGGUUGAGUGUGGAUUUCACGCACUCAAACAGUACUUCCAUGGUACACCAGAGCAUGUGCAAUGGUUUUACAGCUUCAAGCAACUUCAUCAAUUCAAAUAGUGAAAGUUCAGUUCAUAGUGAGCAUUUAUCAGAUGGAGUCAAUUUUACUGUAUACCCAGAAAGUGGCUCUUUGCAUGACUUGAUGCCACAGAUUUCAAGGCAAUGUCAAAAUCCAGUGAAAGAUUUCCCUUGUUCUCCAUAUGAGUAUCAAUAUGGGCAGAUGUCAGUGGAAGAUAAGAUUUUGAUUGAGCUGCAAAGUAUUGGCAUUUGUCCAGAGACAGUGCCAAAGCUGGAAGAUGGAGAAGACGAGGACAUUAAUAAAAUGAUUUCAGAGUUGAGGAAAAGGCUGCAUGAUCAGGUGAAUCAAAAGAAAUGCAGAUUACAUAAGCUAGAUAAAUCAAUUCAAGAUACAAAGGAUCUUGAGGAGAGGAGCUUGGAGCGACAUGCCAUGAACAAACUAGUUGAAAGAGCAUACAGAAAACUCAAGGGUGGGCGAGUUGGCUCUAGCCACAAGGCUGGUGUCAGUAAGUCUGCCAAUAAGGCUGCAAAACAGCUUGCAUUGGCUUUUGCCAAGCGUACACUUGCUCGGUGCCAGAAAUUUGAUGAAACAGGAAAGAGCUGCUUCAGUGAGCCAUCUCUUUGGAGUGUGCUAUCUGCGCCCUUGCCUAGCAGUGAUGCAAAAUCCACAGAAGGUGUAGAGAGACUGAAGCAUCAAAAGCUUGACAGAACUCCAUUUGAUCAAGCAGGUGGCACAAAAUGGAAAAAGGGCGAGAGGGAAAGGGAUCACAACAGGGAUGCAUCUGCAAAGGGCUCUGGUUUGAAGUCAGGGCGCCACUCAUCAGGCGGCAGCGGGAGGAGCGGCGAGCGCAAAAAUAAGACAAAGCCAAAGCAAAAGCUGGCGCAGCUAUCAACUUCUGGAAACGUGCUGGGUAGAGUGGUGGAGCCAUUGUCAUCGCCGGCAGUGCAAGAGCCCCCACCCGAGCCACCAAGUGAGAGAAAGACUCAGCAUCCAACAAGGAAUACUUCCAGCAACGCUGCCCAGCGCGGUACCACGGAUGCUGCCCUGCCAGUCUUGCCUGGACUAGACGACAUAUUGGAUGUUCCAGGAGGGCUUGAUGGGCAGGGCAACGAUAUUAGCUCAUGGUUUACGGAUGGGCUUGAUGACUCGUUGCAAGAUAUUGAUCUUUCAGGCGCCCUGGAAAUCCCAGAUGAUGACCUCACCCAGCUGGGAUUUAUAUAAAUGAGACGAGACGAAACGAAGCGAUUGUUGUUUAUCCUGUGCAUAUGUUUGGGAGUAGUGUGGAUGUCAUGUUUUCCCCCUUCCUUACCUGAUGAUGUAUGUUAGAGCUAAUCCAUUAAUCUCCCUGCCACAACCUGGUGGGGCAGAGGUUGUAAUUUGUAAUUAGGCCGGUGGAUUCGUGUCCAUGUCCUGAAUCUGCUGGCAUGGAGUUGAACUAUUGCAGAUGAGAUACUCGAUUCUUGUAGCAGCAAAGAACAUGGUGAAAGUGCUAAUGGUAUUAUGUUGGUAGCUUG